This is a messenger RNA of Vigna angularis (adzuki bean), 601 nucleotides long. RefSeq lists its product as uncharacterized. The transcript has a single exon. The coding region runs from base 95 to 472 and encodes 125 amino acids. Lineage: Eukaryota; Viridiplantae; Streptophyta; Magnoliopsida; Fabales; Fabaceae. The record is from RefSeq and is a predicted model, not a curated record.
UUUUUCCACAACUACACGCUUUGGACUUUUCGCAAGCACCUUGUAUUUCUACUUCUGGCACAUUCAACACCCUCUCCUCACACCAUUGCCGAUCAUGGCCUCUGAGUACACCUGCACGGCGUGCGGCUCCAACCUCAAUCUCAACUCCGCCCACGCCUUCCUCCCGGACUUCUACUUUGAGGCCGGAAACAAGGACACCGUCUCUUUCUCCACCGUAGACGAAGCCAAGUUCAAGUUCGAGAUGGAGGACAAGAUUCGCCCCUUCUUCGAAACCCUCAACUACUGGGGAAUUCAUAGGAAGAGAACCAAGAUCAAGUGCAACACCUGCUCCUCUCUCCUUGGCCAUAUCUACGACGACGGUCCACCGCUUACCAAUUCUCCCGGUCAGUUUCACAUGGGACCCAGCCAAGUCAUCCCCCGAGCACCAAGAUAUAGGUUUAAGACCAAAGCCAUCACAAUCUCUUCUACUUAAUUUCAAACUAUGUCCUUUGUUAUACAGACCACCGUAGCUUAUAGCUUCUGUAAUAUUGUACUCUUCUCUUUGAAUUUGUGUGUGUACAUUUUUGCUGUUACUAUAUGUAAUCUACGUUCUUGAUUGGCA